AACCAGUUUAUGCUGUACAGUUCCUUGAUUUUAUCAAUUUUCUUUUCGUUGUAUAUUUCAUGCUCUUUGCUUUUUCAACACUCUCUAUUUCCUUUGAACCGACACGCAAAGGUAAAUUCAAGUCGUUUUCCGGUCAAAACAAACAUGGACGCGCGUAAUCGCUCGUUUUAAUCCCGUUCUUGAUUUCAAGAAAGUUAAAAACGGCACUGGUGUUUUCACUGCUCACAUUCAUGGAUUCAUGACACACCUGUGUAUUUGCGUUGACACGGCACAUGUAGCUGUUUCACCAGCAGAAAUUGUGAAUCAAGCACCAAAUCAGCAAAUAUCUACAGAUCAGGGAACAAUGUCAUUGGAAGUUUUGAACCUUUGCCAAUCAAGAAUGGUGUUUCUUCCAAAUCCUCUGGAAUAUAAGCUUCUUAACUUCAUUGGUAAGGGAUUUGAUGAACUUUCCAAAGUGUAUGUGGCCAGUCAUUGUCCUUCAAAAUCACUAGUUGUCGUGAAGCAGACUAAUGUUGAUGUUCAAAAUCCUGCACAGCUGGAAGAUUUAAAGAAUGAAGUGCAAGUGAUGCGGUCCCUCUGUCACCCAAAUAUUCUGCCCUUUUACUGUUCAUUUGUGACCAGGCAUGAGGUGUGGCAUGUCCUCCCUCUAAUGCAGUUAGGAUCAUGUUCUGAUAUUUUGAAGACAAGGUUUCAUGAUGGUAUGGGUGAAAUUAUUGUUGCUGCAAUUCUCUAUGAGGUCCUACAAGGUUUAGAGUAUCUUCACAAGAUGGGUAUCAUCCACAGGGCCAUCAAAGGAAGUCACAUUUUACUUGGUGCAGAUGGAACAGUGUGCUUGUCAGGUUUGAGGAAAUCUAUCAUGCUCCUCCAGGAAAGCAAAAGUUCUAGGAUUGCUCAUCAUUUUCCAGCACAUGCAGUUGCUGUUUUACCAUGGAUGGCACCAGAAAUUUUGCAACAGGAUCUUCAAGGUUAUGAUUACAAGUCUGAUAUUUACAGUGUUGGCAUAACUGCUAUACAGUUGGCCAGAGGAACUGUUCCAUACAUUGGAAUGCCACCCACCAAGGUAUUGUUGGAGAAACUGAAAGGUAGCACUCCAAAGCUGUGUGACUCACUGGUAAUGAAUGACGUGGACACCUCGGCACAGUUGACUUCAGCUACCGACUCGGGUUUCGGCAGCGACCUCCCUUCCGCCGGUGAAGGAAAAGAGUCAAAUCAAGUCACAUUCCAGGGCCUGUUCUCCCUUGCUUUUCAGCAGGUUGUUGACUCUUGUUUGCAAAGAGAUCCUUCGUUAAGACCAACAGCUCCCGGCUUGGCAUCCCAUGUGUUCUUCAAGCAGGUGAAGCGGAAAGCGAAGGAGCUUUUGCCUGAUCUCCUGUCUUCCGUUCCAUCGCUCGCAAACUGUGAGAGAGAUAAACGCAUUGACCAAGAAAAUGCCACUGCGGGUGCAAGUGAAGAUUUAGGAGCCAUCACAAUUGAUGAGUGGAAAUUUUAAACUGCCACCGUUUAGAAGGUAACCUGGGGGAUGACAGCUUUGGAGAUGUAGAAAAGAAUUGCUAAAUUUCGUAAAGAUCGACGUCCCUUUUGCGUCGUGUUUUCAAACUGGGUUGUGGAGGUUCAUUCACUAAGAGAUACAAGAGACUGAGUACCACACCGUUCACUCCUGGACGAGGAGAUACUGGGCCUGAAGUCAAAGCACGAGGUUCCCUAGGUAUGAAGCGCGGAUGACUUUCAUAAGGCGCGGAGAUAUUUCCGUUGUCGCGUGUUUGAAAGUUUUACCGUUCUGGAGAUUACAGACAAAACUGAGCCUUAAUUUGAUGAAUUGAAUCAACAGAAAGGAUGAAUCCUUUCCUUUUGCUUGCAGUAUCAGGCUGAAACUUUAAGUGCUUACAUAGUACAAAGAUUUUCAAGUUUGAAAUAAAACACUGUUU
This is a messenger RNA of Pocillopora verrucosa, 1925 nucleotides long. RefSeq names its product STE20-related kinase adapter protein alpha-like. NCBI's taxonomy places the organism in Eukaryota, Metazoa, Cnidaria, Anthozoa, Scleractinia, Pocilloporidae. Gene Ontology annotation, cellular component: serine/threonine protein kinase complex. Gene Ontology annotation, biological process: activation of protein kinase activity; protein phosphorylation; protein export from nucleus. Gene Ontology annotation, molecular function: ATP binding; protein kinase activity; protein serine/threonine kinase activator activity. The record is from RefSeq and is a predicted model, not a curated record.